GUUUUCAUAUCGAGAUGGCGUUAUAGAGCGUUGUUGGUGACCUGCUAGAUGGAAAUGGCCAGCCUCACACGGAGAGCAGGCGUACGUUGUCAUGAUGGGAGGUCUUCAUAUCGAGAUGGCGUUAUGGAGCGUUGUUGGUGACCUGCUAGAUGGAUCUGGAUGGACUGCUGCCCUUACAGAAUCAAACGUAGCCUCAUCGGGUGAAGCCGAUUCCUUCUUAAGGGUGACUCAUCUAACAAGGACCAGACACGCCCAUCAAGUUACUGUUCUGGCAUUACAGAAACUAAAGAGCGAGGCGUUUUCACACAGCGGCGACCAGUUAACGACGGCUGAAUGGGAGCAAACAAUGAAGUCAAGCCCAACAUUUCGCUUCUGUAAUGCAAUACUACACUACCAGAUGCUAGUCUUACUAGUGGUGCGUGCUCAACGUCAGCGAAAUUUUGUCUUGUAUGUGGAAGCCUUGGAGGAACUGGUUCCGCUGUUUUUCGUGUUGGACCAUGUAAACUACGCCAGAUGGACGCCAAUUCACAUCAGGGACAUGAAAAGCCUUCCACAAAGUAUCACCGAGAAGUUUCAAGACGAGGGCCAGUUUGUCUUGUUAAGGACUGGCAACGACUUUUCAGCAAUGCCGUUCGACCAGGCCCAUGAGCAGGAAAACAAGAUCGUGAAGAGUGCAGGCGGGGCAGUUGGACUCAAGAGAAUCCGACAGCUUUCAGAUGAUUCUUUUUACUACCUGAAGUCAAUUUCAGGAAAUAGAGAGAACUUCAAGGCCCACGUGUUGACUGAAGAUAUUACAGAAGAAAACCUGGAGCUAUGGAUAUCUGAGUACGAAGUCAUUAAUAACGUUUCCAUCAAGCUCAAGACAAAGAAAAACCCCACGAGUGGCUACGUGCUUCAGAAUUAUUAUAGGUGUCAGCAUAAUACUCGCAACUGGAGCCCAAGUAAGGACCCACAGAAAAAAUUACAUAUCAAUCCUUCUGCUAGAGUGAAAAACACCAACUGUCCCUUCCAGAUGAUUGUCAAAUUGGACCACAAGGGGUGCUGCUAA
This is a messenger RNA of Nematostella vectensis (starlet sea anemone), 1048 nucleotides long. RefSeq lists its product as uncharacterized. The coding region runs from base 92 to 1048 and encodes 318 amino acids. The record is from RefSeq and is a predicted model, not a curated record. NCBI's taxonomy places the organism in Eukaryota, Metazoa, Cnidaria, Anthozoa, Actiniaria, Edwardsiidae. The transcript has 3 exons.